AUGGUGGUGGCAGGAGUGAAGCGGAGGCAGGAGUCAGGUGUCACUCCUCUCCACAUCGCCGUGGUGACGCAGAACAUCAACCUGGUUCGUCAUCUGAUCGGUCGUGGGGCUGACGUGGCUACACCGCGAGUCACCGGUCUGUUCUUCAGGAAGAGUUUACGAGGACUCGUAUACUACGGUGAGCACAUCCUGUCUUUUGCUGCAUGUGCUGGGAACAAGGACAUUAUCUCCAUGUUGAUCGACGCAGGAGCCAGCACCAGGGUCCAGGAUGACCGUGGUAACACAGUGCUUCACAUUUUGGUUCUGCAGCCCAACAGGACGAGUGCGUGCCAGGCUCUUGACCUGAUUAUGGCACGCGAUGCCGAGCUGGACCAGCUGGUGCCCCUCGACAUGAUGCCCAACAACCGAGGCCUUACAACUUUUAAACUGGCUGCCAAAAAAGGAAACACUGUGGUGUUUCAGCACCUGGUUAAUAAAAGGCGUGUGGUCCAGUGGAGUAUGGGCCCCCUGACCUCAGUGCUGUACGACCUGACGGAGAUAGACUCAUGGGCCGACAACAUGUCAGUGCUGGAGCUCAUCGUGGUCUCUCCCCUGAGAGAGCCAAGAAGGAUACUGGAGCUGACUCCUGUGAGGCAGCUGGUCAACCUGAAGUGGAACAUGUAUGGAAAACAUUACUUCAGGGCCCUGCUGUUUCUCUACCUCCUGUACAUCUGGAUCUUCACAGUGUGUUGUGUAUUUCGCCCUAUUAAGGAAGCUCCAGAAAACUACACAACAAAUCCCAACGACAAAACCGUCAUGAUCCAGAAAACAUUAAAUGAGAGUUACGUGACACAUGCGGACCACGUGCGGCUGGUGGGUGAGAUAAUCAGCGUCCUGGGAGCUGUUGUCAUCCUGUUGCUGGAGAUCCCUGACAUGCUGAGAGUGGGGGCAAAGCAUUAUUUUGGCCAGACAGCACUGGGCGGCCCCUUCCACGUUACCCUCAUCAGCUACGCGUGCCUGGUGGUGCUGCUGUGUGUGUUCAGAGUCUGCUCGGUGCAGGCGGAGGCGGAGGUGAUGGCGAUGUGUUUAGUUCUUGGCUGGACCAACAUCCUGUUCUUCGCCCGAGGUUUUGAAAUGCUCGGCCCCUAUGUCAUCAUGAUACAGAAGGUUAUGUUUGGAGACCUGAUGAAGUUUUUGUUCCUGAUUGUCAUUGUGGACAUUGGUUACGCCAACGCCCUGUGGAUGGUGUAUAUGACUCAGGAGUAUGGCACCCUUAAUGAAUAUAGCUCCUACGCCAGCACCCUCUGGGUUGAGUUCGAGAUCAACUUGACCCUAAUAAAUAUGCCGGAGAACCCUACCUUCAUCACCGCCUUGAUAGUCUACGUGGUGCAGGUCGCCUACACUAUCUUCGCCUUCGUCCUUCUGUUGAAUCUACUGAAAGCCAUGAUGUGCGCAACGCGAUGGAGGGUGGCCCAGGAGAGAGACGAGCUGUGGAGGACUCAGGUGGUGGCUACGACUCUGAUGCUGGAGAGGCGGCUGCCCCGCCGCCUGUGGCCCCGGCUCGGGAUGUGUGGGCUCAGCUACGGCCUGAGCGAUAGCUGGUAUCUCAGAGUCCAGACGGACCAGAACCAGAACCAGAUGCCGCAGAACCAGAACCAGAACCAGAACCAGGACCAGGAGCUGCAGUUCAUCCGAGCAGAGCUGCAGAAGCGCAGGACUCUGAUCCAGAAGCUGAUUCAGAACCGGACCCGGACCGAUUCAGGCUCACAGGUCUUCAUCUGA
Messenger RNA from Sander lucioperca (pikeperch), 1761 nucleotides. Its product is annotated as transient receptor potential cation channel subfamily V member 5-like. The transcript has 14 exons. Gene Ontology annotation, cellular component: membrane. Gene Ontology annotation, biological process: calcium ion import across plasma membrane. The record is from RefSeq and is a predicted model, not a curated record. NCBI's taxonomy places the organism in Eukaryota, Metazoa, Chordata, Actinopteri, Perciformes, Percidae. Gene Ontology annotation, molecular function: protein binding; calcium channel activity. The coding region runs from base 1 to 1761 and encodes 586 amino acids.